Molecule: messenger RNA, 1134 nt
Organism: Baudoinia panamericana UAMH 10762
Lineage: Eukaryota; Fungi; Ascomycota; Dothideomycetes; Mycosphaerellales; Teratosphaeriaceae
Exons: 1
Coding region: 39-869 (276 amino acids)
Source: RefSeq, a predicted model, not a curated record
UAAAGCUUCCAAAGGUAAGGUCCACAGACGAAGAGACAAUGUCUACUAACGUUGAGGACUCUUCGAAACCCUUCCCGUUCUUCGAUAUGUCGCUAGAGCUUCGAAAGAUGGUUUACCGUCACCUGACCCGAACUGUCAAGAUCCGCGUACGGCCAGAUAGAGGUCCUUAUAUGGAGCUCGAUGCAUUCCCAAUAGCGAAUCUACGUCUCAGCAGUCGCCAGCUGAAGGAUGAGAGUGAUUGCGAGGUAUCCUUAAGCGUUCUAACCGUGGCCGAAAUGCUCCUGCCAUGGAAACAAUAUACGUGGGAUGCUAUUACACCUCCACUUCCAGUGUGGCUUCUCCCGCUCAUUCGAACAGUGAGGGUGGUAGGGUGGCACCGCUCGAGGUAUCCUUACAGUCUCCAUUCAUAUACCUUGCAGAAGGACAGCCUAACGGAAGUAAUGCAAGACUUCUCGCAUAUUACAAACGAUGCUGUCACCUGUAUCCCGGCUCUUCGAAAAGUUCUUAUCGAGCUCAGGUUACCACGUGGAGCCAACGCUGUGCACCCUCCCGGCAGCAACCUCUUCAGCGACUUCGUCAACACGGAGUGGCUCGUGCUCUCACCUGUCUACGAGAUUCAGCGAAAGCUUCUGAUACAAAGCACGAUGUUCUGUGGCUUCCCAGAUGAUCGCUUCUACAAUGGCCUGAACGCGCAAAUGAUGUGCAACGCCAUGAGGUCUAGGGAAAACCUCAUCUUGUACGAAGCGGACCCGAUUCGUGACGAAGAUGGUGAGCCCGCGUUCUUGCUGAAGACACGCUCGGCCGGCACAUUCGACUAUGACCGCUUAGUAGCUCAGGUACGUUGCAUGCUCGCCCGACAGAAUCAGUAAGGCAAAGGCACUGGGAUCCCUGAUACGUGGAGGACAGUGGCCUCGAAGCGCUCUGUAAGCGACGCUGCAGACUCUUGUUCCACGGUCUUCGCGCAGAGAUAAAGCAUGUAUACGAUCUGAGACUGGUGACGCAUUCAUAGUGCGUAGGAAGCGACGAACCACAAUCGUGUCAACAUUCACAGCUUACAAGUAGCAAUGCCUGCUGAAGCAACGUGAAGGCGGUAUGCUGUAGAGAGGAUAGUCCGCUUGAUUGGGAGACCGAACA